AUGGCUGGGAAUCAAUGGAGAUUGAAAGGAAAAGUAAUAAAUGUUAUUUAAUUAAAGAGUUUACAUGUAGUUAGAAUUUAAAUUCUGAAAACAUAUUAUUAUAUUAAAAGGGGGACUGAAUUGGUUUAAUCAAAUCAAAGCAUUUCAAUUAUUUCCAGUAGUUUUCAAUAGAAGGAUAGGCUGAUGUAUAGAAUAUCAAAAGAAAUUAGUGGAAAGAUUGAUAGAAAUACUAAAACAACUAAUCUUAAAAAACACAAUUAAAAGUUAUUGGUGGAUUUUCUAAUGUGAUUAAUUCUUCAAAAACCUAAAUGAAUGCAUGACUAAUUCAAUUCACCUAUCGAUAAAACCCAUUAAGGACAAUUUUCAAGAAUUGUAACUUUAUUUUUAUAAUCAGCAAUAAUGAUUGGCUGGGAAAGUUAGUGAGGUCAAAAUUAGAAAGAGAUUGGAUACGAAGAAGGGAUAAAGAGAUAAUUUAAUAUUAAAGUUGGAAAUAUAUGUACGAAAUGGAAAUACGAAUUAAGAAAUAGAGAUUAAUCUGUAUUUUAUUGAUUGAGAAUUACUGAUAAAUUGAUUAAUUGUUAAGUGAUAUUGAUAUUAGUGAGUGAUCAGCCAAAAAAAAAAACAUAGAGAUACAGAUAAAUUACCAAAAAUUAUUGAAAGUUUGUAGAUUAAUAUAUAUAUACCUAGAUCUAAGAAUAAUCUAACUUUGGGUCUAUCAGAUAUUUAUAAUUAGAUGCACUAUAAAAGAAUAUAAAACGAAAAAGAAGUUUAUUCAUGUUGCACCUGGAGUAUCGAGGUAUUAAUUCUAAGAUUAUAAAGUUAAUCUAUUCUCUCCUGGUGUGAUACUAUUUAUUUUAUUAACUGGAGAAAUACCUUUCUAAGGUUAUAGCUAAAUAGAUGAUUAAUUAAGAAAAAAUGCUUAUUGUAAAUAAAUAGACUUUAAACUUAAUGAUAGAUCAAUAAGUUCAUUUGCACAAGAUUUUGUCUGA
This is a messenger RNA of Paramecium sonneborni, 989 nucleotides long. NCBI's taxonomy places the organism in Eukaryota, Ciliophora, Oligohymenophorea, Peniculida, Parameciidae. The record is from the annotation of a GenBank genome assembly.